Molecule: messenger RNA, 441 nt
Organism: Torulaspora globosa
Lineage: Eukaryota; Fungi; Ascomycota; Saccharomycetes; Saccharomycetales; Saccharomycetaceae
Gene: IMG2
Product: mitochondrial 54S ribosomal protein mL49
Exons: 1
Coding region: 1-441 (146 amino acids)
Biological process (GO): translation
Cellular component (GO): ribosome; mitochondrial large ribosomal subunit
Molecular function (GO): structural constituent of ribosome
Source: RefSeq, a predicted model, not a curated record
AUGCUCAGAACAUGUGGCAGGUCUUGGCCUUUUUUUGGCAGCUCAUUUUCGAGGAGUUUUGCCAGAUUGCAAUCAACAGUUGAAUCCACACAAUCAGCAGGUGAGGCAGCAGAGAGUUCGUUUAGUGUGUUUCCACGUAUCCAAGAUGUCAAGCCUGAGGAGCUCUUGGGCAGCGAAGCGUUCGGCAGGGGCAAAUACUACGUUGCGAGGAGUGCGACAGGGAAUCUGCCGGUCUACACUGACUACAAGGCUGGUGGAAACAAACUGGUGACAGAAAUACGGAAGAUAAGUGGCGAUAUAAUACAGCUAAGAAACGAUCUGCAGGCGGAGCUUCCGCAGAUCCCCAAAGAGGCAUGGAGAGUGGUCAUGCAAUCGAAGAAAAUAGUCAUCAAAGGCGAUGCAGCCUCUAGUGUCAAAGAGGUGCUGCAAAGGAAGUUCUGA